Daktulosphaira vitifoliae (grape phylloxera) is the source of this 1814-nucleotide messenger RNA. RefSeq lists its product as uncharacterized. The transcript is spliced from 8 exons. NCBI's taxonomy places the organism in Eukaryota, Metazoa, Arthropoda, Insecta, Hemiptera, Phylloxeridae. The coding region runs from base 16 to 1752 and encodes 578 amino acids. Gene Ontology annotation, cellular component: axoneme. Gene Ontology annotation, biological process: intraciliary transport. The record is from RefSeq and is a predicted model, not a curated record.
ACAGUAUCUAGAUAGAUGGACUACAAUAAAGCUCAUGAACUAUUCAAAUAUUUGUGCCGUAAAAAUAACAAUUCUAAUGACACAGUUUGUCAAUAUCCAAUGGAGCUGCCUAGUCAAAACAGUAAAAACUUUACUCGUGCUCCUAAACCACAGAAUAAAAAGAAAAUAAUAAAGCCUUUAUCUAAUAAUAAAUUAACAGCUACCAAACGACAACCUAACACGAACAUAUGUCGUAAAACAAUAUCAAGCAAAAAUACAGGCGAUCAAACCACUGUAUCUCGUUUAAAAAAUGUAACGCGUGAUAAUCUAAUAAUCAAAAUACAACAACUGGAAAAUGAAAAUGUUGAAAUACAAAACAAAUAUCAAAAAUUAUUAACUGAAAAUCGAAUAUUAAAAACUAUGGAAAAACGUCAAGAAAAUGCUUUAUUAUUUUACGAGGGUACAGAAGCUAAAUUACCUCAAGUUAUGAAAUCAUUAAAUGAUGACAUACAAGUAUACAAAGGAAGAAUAAAGCAAAUGCAAAGUACUUAUAAGGAAUUAGAAAAUAGGUACCGUUCACAGAGUACAGAGCUUUCUAUGAUGACUAAAAAACAUAAUCAUUUGUUAAAUUUAUCUAAAAAUAAAAAUCUAAACGAAAGAGAAAAACUACAAGAUCAAUUGAAAGAUGCACAAAAUACAAUUUCACAUCAGGAAAAGAAAAUUGAAAGUUUGAUGAAAGAUUUAGAACUUCAAUGCAAGAGUUAUCAACACCAUAUUAUUUUAGAAAAAAAUAAAAACAAAGAAUUACAAAAAGAAUUAAUAAAAAUGAAAAGUAUGAAUGAUAAUAUAAAUCUGAAAAAUAACAAUUUUCAAAAUAACACAGCUCGACUUUUCUUAAAAAAUCAAACAGUUAGACAUUCUAUCUCUCAUUCUCCUUGCGCGGUAAAAACAAUGACAAACAAUGAUCUAACAGAUAAAGAAGAUAAUAAAUCAUUAUAUAAAAUAAAUGCAAAAUCAUUAAAUGAGAAUUGUAAUGGAAAUAAUAGAAAUCAUAUGAAUGAUUCGACUACUCGAACUCAAAAUAAGAAUCCAAUUUUGUUCAAUAAAGAAAAUAUUGAACACUUGCAUAAUGAUAUUAAAUACAAAACUGAAAGAAAUCCGAACCUAAAUGUUCAGGAGGUUAACAAUAAAUUAAAAAUCAACAGUGCAAAACAAAGCUUUUCACGGGGAAUUAAUGAAAAUUCUAUCACUUUAACGCAACGAAUAACUAAACCUGAGUCAGCAAAUUAUCGUUUCAAUAAUAAUAAUGAAACUAAAAGCCUAAACAAACAAAAUUCUUCAAAAUCAGAAUUUUCACUAAAAUCUUCUGAUAGUUCAGAUGAAUUUUUCAUAACAGAUAAUGAUAAAACUUAUAAUGAAAAAAAUAUUGAUAAACAAUAUGUUGAUAAUCCUUUGUCAAAAAAUAGAGAAUCAAAAUCAUUUGUCAACCAAAAUAAUAACACUUUAGUCAAAAAUAAUGAAAAAAAAUUACUCCACAUUCAAACUAGUCUAAUGAAAUCUAACAGUACAUCAACAUCUAAAGAUUUAUUGUUACCAAAAUUCAAUACUUGUGAAGAUGAGGAAAAUGAUAUUUAUACACCUAAAUCAAAAAUUAUUGUUAAUAAGAAUUCACAGAAUGUAAAGAAAUUUAAUGAUGAUGAUGAUGAUGAUAAUGAUUCAUCAAGUGUAAGCAGUAUAUCAUCUGUAUCAACAUCAGAUGAUUCUAAUGAAUAGUAUAUGUAAUAUAAAUUAUGAAACUGUUGUUAUUUUUAAUAAAAAAUUAUUUUUAUACUUGA